ACACCGGGGUGCAGAGGGAACUCAGGGGUGAAGGGCUGCUGGGAGACUCCACGGGCUCAGCACUGUGCCAGACCAAGGACGUGGUGCUAUCUGGCCCCAGGGUGCCCUGUGCCCUUGCUGCUCUGAACCCAUCCAUCAUCCUGCUUCAAAGCAUAAACGUGCCCCUGCGUGGAACGAGCCCCCAGCACCUGCCACAUGCUGUUGAGACAGCGAUGAGCCGGUUGUGCCAUCCCUGACACGGCUGUCCCGUCCAUCACACGGUUUUCCCACCCAUCCAUCACGGGCCUCACACUGGCACUGCUGCACUGCGUUGCCAUGGCACUGCACACCACCCUGGUGACAGGGAUGAAACUGGAGCCAGUGGAGCCAUUGUGGGAUGUGCUUUUCCAGGAACAGGCCUGGCUUUGUCCCAGCCUGUGCCACCACCUGCCACUCCUCUGUCUCUCAGAACCCGGCUGUGCUCUAGCACUAGGUGCUAGCGUCCAUCACCAGGGGCUGUGACCCGCUCCAGGCAACUUUCCAGGCAGCCCAAGUGCGGAGGUGCCUCAGACAUCCCGGCGCCAGAGAGCCCUGGCUUGCAGCAGCGAUGCAGUGGCAGCGGCGGGGAUGCCCUGUCUUUCUGCUCCCCGCUCUCAUCUCCCUUUGCACCUGAAGAGCAAACAGCAGCUUGCUGCCCCUGCCCAUGGAUUUGGAAGAUGCUGCUGAUCUGGGAGUGCAGCCCACCACCUCCACACACCCUGCUGCCCCCUCUGCCCCCACCAUCGCCUCCAGCCCGGCAGACCCCACAUCCCCCACAGGCCCCAGCAGCUGCAAGAAGAGCCGGAAGAAAAAGAAGGCAGCUGAGACCAGGGAAGCUGCUCAGGAGGGAGGGGAUGAGGCGGCAGGGCGGGUGGAUGCCAUCGAGGGGCUCACACAAGCCGGGCACCGGGCGCUGGCGCUGGGCUCUGGGCAGGAGGCAGUGGGCUUCUUCAGGAAGGCCCUACUCCUCUCCAGGGACACAGUGAGCCCCCAGCUCCACAGGGCUUGUGCCUUCAACCUGGGGGCUGCCUAUGUGGAGACUGGGAAGCCCAAAAAGGGCCUCGAGUUCCUCCUCCAGUCCCAGCCCUCAGAGAUGGAGAGCAGGGACCACUUGGGGAGCCUUUAUUUCAGCGUCGGGGCGGCUCAUGAAGGGCUCCGGGAUUUUCCAAAGGCUCUGGAGUGUUUUGAGAAGGUCGCUGGCCACGGCGGCGCUGCGCAGGCCGGUGGCCGAGCAGGGACCUGCGUGCAGAUGGGCUGCUGCUACCUGGGGAUGCGGGAGCCGGCCCGAGCCGCGCGGUGCUUCCUGGACGCGGCGCAGGCCUACGCGGCGGCGGAGAGCCCCGAGGCCGCGGCCGUGGCUCUGAGCAGGGCGAGCGGCUCCAUGCUGCAGAGCCGGCGGUUCCGGGCGGCAGAGAUCGCCGGGGUCCUCGCCCGGUGCCGCUCGUUCUGCGAGACCAUCCCCGACCCGGCGCUGCGAGGGAAACUCUACAACGACAUCGGCCUCGGCUACUCCCAGCUCCACAUCUUCUCCCUGGCUGCCGAGAGCUUUGAGCUGGCCCUUGGGCUGUGCGGUGCGGAGCCGCGGCGGGACCGGCGGCGGGAGGCCGCGCUGCUGCAGAACCUGGGCGCUGCCCACAACGCGCGGCGCAGCUUCGGCGCGGCGCUGGGCUGGCACCGGCGUGCGGCCGCGCUGCACGGCGCUCUGGGGAACCGCAGGGCUCAGGGCCAGUGCUUUGGGAACCUGGCGUAUGCCUGCAGCCAGCUCGGCAACCACGGGGCUGCCGCGGAGAGCUACCUGCACGCCCUGCAAGCCUUCCGCGACUCGGGGGACUUGCAGGGGCAGUGGCAAGCAUGCGAGGGGCUGGGUGCAGCGUGCUUCCACCUGGGAGACCCCCAGAAAGCCAUCAGGCACUAUCAGGAGGCCCUGAUUUUGCUUUCCCACUGUCAGGACAGCCCCAGAGCUGCCCACAAACGGGUCGUGCUCAAGCUCACGGAUGCCAUCCAGCACCGACUCCACCUCAGCCACUUCUCCUACCAGGGGAGCUGGGCAUCCACCCCAGCCCUGGAGCCCAGGCAGCUGCGGUUUUGCUCCACACUGCCCCAUGCCAGUAGGACACAGCUCCAGGGGAGCAAGGUGGAGAAAGCCCAAGCUGAGGAUGAGUUGUAUCUGUGUACGCCAGGAGCACAUCCUGAGUAUUCAGGCACAAGAGUGGCCCUGACUGGUGGUCUCACACUGGAGCCCUGCAACCCACUUGGCCUCCUGGGCACCUCUGGGGAGGAUGAUGAUGGUCCCAGCUCAGCUCCAGGGUAUCACAGUGAGCCCCAGGCUAACAGUAAGAACACCAGCCCCCUGCACGUGGCCAAGCUGCCCCAUGCCAGCCUCCGGGUACCUAAGUACCACACACAACCAGAACGUCGCUUCUCCAGCAAGCCCAGGCCUGAGGUUCUCACACCACGUUCCACAGGGCAUCAAAAUCACCAAACCCUCCAUUCAAGGCCUCCAGAGAGCCUCGAUGAUGACCCCGCUGCCACUGCUGCCAGCUGCUGGUCCCGCCGGGGACCUCGCACGGGGACCAGGACCCUGUCCCUCGUCUGCAGCCUCGUGUGACCAGGAGGGCACCGGGGAAACGCCGUUUCUCGGAGGGGCUGUGCAGGCCCAAACCGGGGACGGGGGCGCUGAACCAACAC
Molecule: messenger RNA, 2706 nt
Organism: Hirundo rustica (Barn swallow)
Lineage: Eukaryota; Metazoa; Chordata; Aves; Passeriformes; Hirundinidae
Gene: TTC24
Product: tetratricopeptide repeat domain 24
Exons: 11
Coding region: 683-2626 (647 amino acids)
Molecular function (GO): protein binding
Source: RefSeq, a predicted model, not a curated record